This is a messenger RNA of Nematocida major, 1005 nucleotides long. RefSeq lists its product as uncharacterized. Lineage: Eukaryota; Fungi; Microsporidia. The coding region runs from base 1 to 1005 and encodes 334 amino acids. The transcript has a single exon. The record is from RefSeq and is a predicted model, not a curated record.
AUGGCUGAAAUUGUUGUAUUAAUAGAAGGCAUAAAGGACGAAAUUGCCAAGCACCUUUUUCGGGCGCUGCGCUUUACGUUCCAUCGCAAGAGUAUUCUUGCAGGCUGCUUAGAAAUGAACGGCCUGGCAAUUUCCUUAUUAAACCCAAACUAUAACGGAGUCUCUCCAAACGAGCUCAAGUGCAGAGAGUACUUCAUAAGAAUAGCCAAGAGCAAAAACGUGCUCCUCAUAAACGACAUUGAGUACCGGAGAGAAGACUACUACACCGCAGAGUACAACACAGACACAAAGUACAUACUGAUUAUAAAGGACACAAGCAGAGCAGGGCCUGCACACCUGCCAAGAUCCCUGAGCAACGAAGCCCUCCAGAGCAUGGACAGCACGCACAUAUACAACGGGAACAGCCCAAUGGAGGGCUCGGAGUACUACACAAUGUACACGCACUGCAGAAACUACAAGGAAAAGCUGGUCGUUCUCCUGUGCAACAUAAAGAAGAGCCUCCUGAGCUGCCACAAGCUUCGGGUUGUGCACAAGCUGUACCUCCUCACCCGGUAUAGCAACCUGUGCGUGCUGAACACCGGGUACAACGUAUUCUACAAAAGCAGCUGCGAUGUUCUAGAGAAAGUCAGCGCACUCCUGCACAGCAUGAAGAACAAGUACACGCUGUUUAUAUACACAGGCGGACAGGCCGAGAGCAUAGUAAAGAAGCACAGCAUAACAGACGUGAUCGUGAUAAGCGCGAAGGGAAAGGACCCGGGAAGCCCGAUACAAAGCAAGCCCGGGCUGAACAUCGUAAAGAUAGAGAUUCCCGUGCGCAUUGAGAACAUCUUGGCAGAGAUUGAGAAAACAGCCAAAUCCCUGCUGAUUUGCGAUGUUUCCGUGGCGAAAACCCUCAUACGGCACAUCAAGCGGGAGGAGACAGAGACAAAGCUGGGCAGAAAUGUUUUGGUGAAACUGAUGGUUAAAGGCUUUGAGGUGACAGAAAAGAAGUAUGAUGUAAAGUAG